UCGCUUAGCUCGGUGUCUCUUUCCGGCAUUUAUAGGUUUUACUCUAGUUUUUCAGCAGAGGAGGGGUUAACAGUUCUUGUGUCAUUGACUACCCCAAUUCUGACCUUUGUCCCCCACCCCCUCCAGCCAGCCCAGCACUUGUGACACCUGUGACAGGAAAAGCACAGCCUGAGAUCGAGCUAGACGAUAGAUAUGGGGUCCUUUUUUUCAAGAGCUGUGGAUGAAAACAUGAGAAAACAACAAGAAUUCAUGGCUAUGAAUUCUCAACUUCAGUUGGAGAGACAGAUCCAAAUGCAGAAUCAGAUGCGAGAACGGCAGAUGGCCAUGCAGAUUGCUGGGAGUCGGGAAUUCCUAAAAUAUUACGGGACAUUCUUCACCUUGGCUGCUGUUGGAUUAACUGCAGGGGCUCUUAAAAGGAAGAAUCCAGCCUUCUUUAUUCCUGUUGUACCUCUGGGAUUUGUUUUUGCAUACCAGUUGGAUAUGGGCUAUGGGACACUUAUCCGUAGAAUGAAAGGUGAAGCUGAGAACAUUAUUGAGAAGGAAAACAGCUUGCUAGCUCUACCGAAUGGUUUACCGACUUUUGAAAGCAUUGAGAAAACCAGGAAGGCUCAGAGGAAGUUCUCCAUAGAUGAAUAGGACGUGCCUCUUCGGGCAUCUGCAUGGAGAAACAGGGAGUCUGCACCAGCCACACACUGCCAGAUCUGUUCUUCACACUCCGUCCAUGUGUGCUUGGAUCCAAAAAAAGAAAGUUCAAUAGAGAAGUUUAGUAAACCUUAAUAGCAUAGAAUUAAGUAUGAUGCAUACGGGGCUAAACAUUUCUACUCUCAACUAGUCAAUGGCAAGUGAAGAUUCAGCCCUAGAGUUUAGAAAUCAUCCCUGGUGAGUGAACGAUGGACUCUCCGGGCAUGCAGUGGCAAGUAACUUUUUUUUGGCCUGGCUAGUAGCAUAGCACUUUUUUGAGAAAUGUAGAGCCCAGAAGCAUAUAUCUUGUAACAGCAUGGUGCCCAAAUAAGAAAAAGAAAUAAUCGGUUUAUCAAGCAUAUUUUGUAAAGAUACAUUGUGGUAUUUAAUCUUAAUGUAAAAAAAUUGCUCAGCUAAAAGCAAAAUGCUUCUCUUUAAUUGUUUCAGAUUUAUCUUGCGAUAAUUUUUCUUACUUUUAUUUUACUGUGUUUAAAGUUAAACUUUACUUUCUAAAGCAAUUGGGCCCAAAAUAGUUCUAGAAUUGGAAUACAUUUUACCUGCUUCAUUAAAGGGACACUCCAGCCCCCCAGACCACUUCUGCCCACUGGAGUGGUCUGGGUGCCAACUCCCACUACUCUUAACCCUGCAACUGUAAUUAUUGCAGUU
Messenger RNA from Pelobates fuscus (common spadefoot toad), 1347 nucleotides. RefSeq names its product plasminogen receptor with a C-terminal lysine (gene PLGRKT). Gene Ontology annotation, cellular component: plasma membrane. NCBI's taxonomy places the organism in Eukaryota, Metazoa, Chordata, Amphibia, Anura, Pelobatidae. The record is from RefSeq and is a predicted model, not a curated record. Gene Ontology annotation, biological process: positive regulation of plasminogen activation. Bases 193 to 636 code for a protein of 147 amino acids. The transcript is spliced from 5 exons.